Molecule: messenger RNA, 909 nt
Organism: Stegastes partitus (bicolor damselfish)
Lineage: Eukaryota; Metazoa; Chordata; Actinopteri; Pomacentridae
Product: forkhead box protein B1-like
Exons: 1
Coding region: 1-909 (302 amino acids)
Biological process (GO): regulation of transcription by RNA polymerase II; cell differentiation; anatomical structure morphogenesis
Molecular function (GO): DNA-binding transcription factor activity, RNA polymerase II-specific; RNA polymerase II cis-regulatory region sequence-specific DNA binding
Source: RefSeq, a predicted model, not a curated record
AUGCCUCGCCCGGGCCGGAACACGUACAGCGACCAGAAGCCUCCGUACUCGUACAUCUCGCUGACGGCCAUGGCCAUCCAGAGCUGCCCGGAGAAGAUGCUGCCGCUCAGCGAGAUCUACAAGUUCAUCAUGGACCGGUUCCCCUACUACCGGGAGAACACGCAGCGCUGGCAGAACUCUCUGCGCCACAACCUCUCCUUCAACGACUGCUUCAUCAAGAUCCCGCGCCGCCCGGACCAGCCCGGGAAGGGCAGCUUCUGGGCGCUGCACCCCAACUGCGGCGACAUGUUCGAGAACGGCAGCUUUCUGCGGCGCCGGAAGCGCUUCAAGGUGGGCAGCAUGCAGCCCACCGACCCGCUGGGCCCCAGCAAGCCGCAGGACGCCGCCCACUACCUGCAGCAGCAGGCCAAGCUGCGGCUCAGCGCGCUGCACGCCGCCGCGCACCUGCCGCAGAUGUCGGCCGGAUACAACCUGAGCUCCGCGGCGCAGCCGUCCGGCUUCAAGCACCCGUUCGCCAUCGAGAACAUCAUCGCCCGAGAGUACAAGAUGCCGGGCGGCCUGGCGGCCUUCUCGCCCGCCGGCUACCCGCUGCACAACCAGCUGGCCCCGGCCUGGCCGCACAUGUACGGCUCCGGGAUGAUGGACCCGGCGGCGCCCAUCAGCGACUACUCGGCCUACGGGAUGCCGCUCAAGUCCAUCUGCCACGGCCAGACGCUGCCCGCCAUCCCGGUGCCCAUCAAGCCCACGCCCGCCUCGGUGCCCGGCCUGCCCGGGCUGCCGGCGCACAUCCCGGCCUUCCUGGCCAACUCGCCCCAGUCCCUGAGCCCCACGUCCCCGCAGACCGCCACCGGGCAGAGCAGCCCGGCGGCGCCCGGAGAGGCGCUGCAGCCCGCGGUGGCGGUCCACUGA